Molecule: messenger RNA, 1169 nt
Organism: Drosophila innubila
Lineage: Eukaryota; Metazoa; Arthropoda; Insecta; Diptera; Drosophilidae
Gene: beat-Ic
Exons: 8
Coding region: 15-1169 (384 amino acids)
Source: RefSeq, a predicted model, not a curated record
UAUAUAAAAUUUUCAUGUCGUUAUUCCCGCAUAAGAACUGGCAUCAAAGUGAGGCUGAAGCAGUUACUCGCAUGCAAAUGUUGGCCAGGACUCAAAGCGAAAGGAGCACAAUGUCGUCCUGUGGACAGCGUGGGCGUGGCAAAACGACAGGCGGCAGUUGUGUCUGUUGGUUGGCAUUACUCCUAUUGCUCAUGCUAGUGCCGGAUUUUAUUGUGGCGCUCAAGGAUGUUUCGGUAAUGAUACCACAGGCGGUAAAGCGAGGCAGCAAUGCCUUGUUCACCUGUAAUUACGAUAUGGAAAAUGAUACGCUAUAUUCGGUGAAAUGGUAUAAAGGCAAGCGUGAGUUUUAUCGCUAUACACCCAAAGAGAAUCCGGCCAUGAAAGUCUUUGCCAUGACAAGUGGCCUUAAUGUGGAGAGAAACCUGUCGAAUCAAAGUCAUGUCGUGCUGCAGUCGGUGCCGCUGAAUAUUUCGGGCAAAUUUACAUGCGAAAUAUCCGUAGAGGCGCCCACUUUUACAACGGCGAUGGUGUCCGGCGAAAUGGAGGUGGUGGAGCUACCGGAGGAGCACACAGUGGUUACCGGAAUUCAGGCACGUUAUCGCAUUGGCGAUUUGGUGGACGGCAAUUGCUCAAUUAAAUACUCGAAACCGGCUGCUAAUUUGACAUGGACUAUUAAUGGUAUUGUGGUGCCACCGCAUCACAUCAAGACGUAUCAGAUUGAGAAACAAGAGAAUACCACAUUGGAGUCUGUCACAAGUGCCAUACAUUUUAUGGUUACCACACAGCAUUUUCUCAAGGGUCAAAUGAGACUCAAGUGCACGGCCAACAUUUUUGACAUAUUUAAGGAGGAAAUCGAGAGCAUUAUCGAGGAGGAUAAGCCCAGAAUUAUGGCCUCAGGCAGAUCAUAUGAUAUGAACAAUUAUCCUUUGGAUGAGCAUGGCAAUAGCAUUGGAGAGCGAGACAGAGAUAGAGGCUAUGAUGAUCAUAAUGAAUCAUAUUUGAAAUACUUAACACCUGAGAGCAGUGCAUCGGGCGCACCAAAAGCUGUACAUGAAAUCUUUUGGCACUUUUGGCUACUGAAGCUUACGGAGCUGUUGCCAGUGGAACAUAUAACAAAGCUUCAAAGACACAUCAACAGGCAGCUGGUGAAUUCUACAAGCACUGUCUAA